Molecule: messenger RNA, 475 nt
Organism: Betta splendens (Siamese fighting fish)
Lineage: Eukaryota; Metazoa; Chordata; Actinopteri; Anabantiformes; Osphronemidae
Gene: mrpl53
Product: mitochondrial ribosomal protein L53
Exons: 3
Coding region: 59-385 (108 amino acids)
Cellular component (GO): mitochondrial large ribosomal subunit
Source: RefSeq, a predicted model, not a curated record
ACCAACGGCGCCACGACACGUCAGUCAGUUGUCGAGGUUAGAGGUCACGGCAGGAAACAUGGCGGCUCCCAGUAAAGCGGCCGUGGUGCUGAGGGCUGUGAAGAAGAUAGCCGUUCAGUUUUGUCCCUUUGAGCCCAACGUCAGGUCCACGCGGGAGUUUCUGGCCAUUGUGGCUUCAGAGAAGGUGAGAUCCACCAACAUAAACUGUGAAGUGGUACCCACGGUGAAACAUGACCAGUCUGAACCUGUAGUUGAUGUUACUUUCUUAGAUGGAGACAGGCUUGUGAUGAAGGGAGCAAAGUUGACCAGCAGCGAGAUGCUGAGUGCGUUUCAGUCACGCUGCAAAGCCAAGGACCCACAAGCCAACGUUGCAGCAAAAAAGUGAUGACCUGCAUGUUGACUGCAUCUAUAUUGAAUUUGUCUGUAUUUAUCUGUGUAUAUCUGCUGAUGUUUAUAAUAAAAGCAUUUGAGUUGU